Messenger RNA from Seriola aureovittata, 7333 nucleotides. RefSeq names its product leukocyte receptor tyrosine kinase (gene ltk). The record is from RefSeq and is a predicted model, not a curated record. Lineage: Eukaryota; Metazoa; Chordata; Actinopteri; Carangiformes; Carangidae. Gene Ontology annotation, molecular function: ATP binding; protein binding; transmembrane receptor protein tyrosine kinase activity. Gene Ontology annotation, biological process: protein phosphorylation; regulation of neuron differentiation; regulation of cell population proliferation. Gene Ontology annotation, cellular component: membrane; signaling receptor complex. The coding region runs from base 227 to 4801 and encodes 1524 amino acids. The transcript has 29 exons.
GCAUCAGCAUCACCGGAAUGAGUAACAGUGCGCAACUUGGAGAAACAACUACACUGUCCGGGGGAGCGUGAUUGUAUGUGUGUCCGUCAACUCUGAGCUUCACGAGCCUGUUUGUCACGGUCUCUUCAACGUAUUCAUGUGGACCUAAAGGUGCCAUAUAAAACAAAAAAAGAACCCAAAAAAUCCUACGCGGACUCUCUGUGGAGCUGCCGGAAAAAAGGGAGCCAUGGAUUAUAUAAGAAACCAACAUACUUAUCUCUCCAUCCUCCUUUUGAUAAUUAGCAGUGCCUGUCACGCCCUUCUGGACAGGUUUCAGGAAGAGAACUCAGAUCAGAUGUUUCCUCGUCACCUGGACUCAGAAGAUGACAGCCAAAUUACCUUCUGUGAUUUUGAGUCACUGUGCCUCUGGACUUUAUCAAAUCAUAGCGACCAAAGUGACUGGUCAGUGGGGUCGCCACAGCAACCAGAGAGCGCGCAGGCUGGGAUGAUGCCUGCGACCGACCAUUCAGAGGGAAGCUCUGAUGGGCACUUCCUUCUCCUAAGCUCCUCCCCUGCUGCAGAGGCCUCUGGGAGAUGCGAGUACCACUUAACCAGCCCGCUCUUAGCAGGAAGCGACAGGCACUGCAUCUUGCAGGUGGCUCUGUAUGAGUCCAGUCCAGCGUUGGGGAACCUCACACUCCUGAUCAAACCAGUUCUCUCAGAUUCAGCUGUUCACUCUGUGGUCCUCAACCACAAGAGGCGAGCCGGCCGCAGGGCUGAGUGGCAGGUUCUGGAGAGUGUGAUCGGCCAGGUGGACGAGCCCUUUGAGGUGACCCUCCUCUACACUUCCUGUUUGGGGCAAGAUGGAGUCACUGUGGCUCUGGACUCUCUGGAGCUCAUAAACUGUGAAUCAGAACACGAGGACGCAGUUUGCGGAGAAUCUUUCCACUGUGUAAACUCAGAAGUCUGCAUCGACCCGAGCCAAGUGUGUAACUUCCACACUGACUGUCCGUUUGGAGAGGAUGAGGGCUUCAUCUGUGGUGCUCUUCCGUUUGGCUCACACUGCUCAUUUGAGCAGGAUACCUGUGGUUGGUCCCUGUCCAACAAGCACUCGGCCUGGAGGAGGGUCGCUGGAGAUGAGCUCCUGGAGAGAGAAGACAUGCAGGGUGUCACUCUGCAGAGUACACCAGGGCACUUCUUGUUUCUACAAGUAAGAGAGAGCAACUCCCUUCAAGAGGCGUCCAUUCAGAGCGUUUCUUUCCCCCCUCCAGUCUCCACUGCUGCCUGCCAGAUGCACUUCUCUCUGUAUAUACAUGGGGACUUUAAUGGUUCAUUGUUGGUGGCUAUAGAGGAUAAUGGAACCACUGCUGCACCACUGGUGUGGGAGAGAAAAGAUCAGCGGGCAGAUGACUGGGAACACGUUGCCCUGCAGCUGACUGGCCUCCAUCAUGGGUUCCAUGUGAAGGUGACAGCUGUGUGGGGACAAGGCUCCAAUGCUGAUAUUGCUCUCGAUGAAAUUGCAGUUGGAGCAACCUGCUUCAGUACAGAUCUCAACUCUCUGCUGUCCAUGACGGGCUUGGAGGAUAUCUUAAGCCCCCUUCCAGAGCCCUCCCCCUCAGAGGUUUCUCUGAUGACAUGGUGGUUUAACUCGUGCGGUGCCAGCGGUCCUCACGGCCCGACACAGGCCCAGUGUGACAGUACCUACAGAAACAAAAAUGUCAGUGUUACUGUGGGGAAGGAAGGCCCAUUGAAAGGAGUCCAAAUGUGGAGGGUACCGGCUACCAACAGAUAUCUGAUCUCGGCCUACGGAGCUGCGGGAGGGAAAGGAGCCAAAAACCACAACAAACGCAACCACGGGGUCUUCAUCUCUGCCAUAUUUCCUCUGGAGAAAGGAGAUAUACUUUACAUCUUGGUGGGCCACCAGGGAGAGGAUGCAUGCCCGGGGAGAAAUCCCCACACUGAGAAGAUCUGCCUGGGAGAGUGGUCAGUGAUUGAAGAUGAUCUCAGGGGAGAGGCUGGCGCCGAGUGGGCUGGAGGAGGAGGUGGAGGAGGGGGAGCUACCUACAUCUUUAAGAUGGAGAGCGGCGAGCUGAUUCCCUUGCUGAUUGCAGCUGGUGGAGGAGGAAAUGCUUACCUCGAGGACCCGGAGUCCAGCCUGGACCAGAUAUCGCUGGAGCAGUACGAAAACAGCACCACACGUCCCAGUACCAACGGUCGAACCGGCGCUGCAGGUGGAGGUGGAGGCUGGAAAGACAGUCCCAGUCCUUACCUGAGAGCCGGCAAGUCUCUGGUGGAGGGCGCAGAGGGGGGGUCAUCAUGUCCGCUGGCCCAGUCCAAGCUCAGCUGGUCCACCUUCGGGGGUUUUGGAGGCGGAGGUGGGGCCUGCACAGCUGGAGGUGGUGGAGGAGGGUACAGAGGAGGUGACGCAGCGCUGACGGAUGAGAUCACAGCCGACGGUCAGAACGGAGUCUCGUUCAUUCAUCCGAUGGGAGAGAUUUUCCUGCAGCCUCUUGCUGCGAUGGAGAGUCAUGGGGAGUGUGAGAUCAAGGUGCAGCUGAACUGCAGCCACUGCCAGACGCAGAGCUGCAAACGCGAUGAAGACACUCACCUCAUCCUCUGUCUCUGCGAGGAAGACGAAGUCCUGGCCAGCGACAAUGUUACAUGUAUUGGUACUGUAGCAGCUCCUCAAGGCCCGGCUCCGCAGGGCCCGAUGUCGACAUCGCUGAUCCUGGCGGUCGUGGUGUCCACUAUUGCGAGCGGCAUCGCGCUGAUCUGCACCGGCGUCAUCCUCAUGUGGUGCCGCAGAAAGAACGACCUGCACGCAGUGAGGGGGCGUCUGCAGAGUCCAGAGUACAAGCUGAGCAAGAUCCGCUCCUCCACCAUCAUGACGGACUACAACCCCAACUACUGCUUCGCAGGGAAAGCGGCCUCACUCAGCGAACUGAAGGAAGUACCGCGCAAGAACAUCACACUUCUCAGAGCUCUUGGCCACGGCGCUUUUGGUGAAGUCUAUGAAGGACAGGUUCUGGGGAUGAGCGGUGAUAACAGUCCCAUGCAGGUGGCCAUAAAGACUCUUCCAGAAAUCUGCUCUGAACAGGAUGAAAUGGAUUUCCUGAUGGAGGCGCUGAUUAUGAGCAAGUUCAGCCACGACAACAUUGUGCGCUGCAUCGGAGUCAGCCUGAACAUCUUGCCACGAUUCAUCCUGCUAGAGCUGAUGACCGGAGGAGACAUGAAGAGCUUCCUGAGACAGAACAGGCCACGAGCUGGCCAGACCUCUUCUCUCACCAUGCGGGAGCUGCUGCGGAUGGCCAGAGACAUCGCCUGUGGCUGCCGCUACCUGGAGGAGAACCACUUCAUACACAGAGACAUUGCUGCUAGAAACUGCCUGCUCACCUGCCCUGGACCGGACAGAGUGGCUAAGAUCGGAGACUUUGGCAUGGCACGAGAUAUUUACAGAGCCAGCUAUUACAGGAAAGGCGGCCGUGCCAUGCUGCCAGUCAAAUGGAUGCCACCGGAGGCCUUUAUGGAGGGAAUCUUCACCUGCAAGACUGAUACAUGGUCAUUUGGAGUGCUGCUGUGGGAGAUCCUCUCUCUGGGCUACAUGCCCUAUCCGUGUAAAACCAACCAGGAGGUGCUGGAGUUUGUCACCAGCGGAGGCAGAAUGGAUCCUCCCAAGGGCUGCCCCGGGCCUGUCUAUCGGAUCAUGACCCAGUGUUGGCAGCACUGUCCUGAGCACCGGCCCAAUUUCUCAACUAUCCUGGAAAGAAUUAACUACUGCACUCAGGACCCAGAUGUGAUCAACACACCUCUACCAGUGGAAUAUAGCCCUAACACAGAGGACGAUGGCGGCACAGUAAUCCGUCCCUCUGACCACACCUCCACCAGCCUCACUCCACUCCUGGUGUCCCACCCUGUUUCCCAGGAUUCCUCCUCCCAGCUGGGGCUCUCCUCUCUGGGCCUAAGUCCUACUCCUCUUCCCCCACAGCCCACCAAACCUCGUCUGCUCCUCCAGAGAACCCAACCUGUCCACCAUGAAGUGACAUCGUGCCGCGAGGCGCUGGAGCCGUGCUGGGCUGAGCCUGUUCCUGCCCCUGGUUUGUCAACAGCUGCAGGAAGCCACUGGCUCCACCCUGAGCCUCCACACCACCAACCUUGCUCCAGAAACAGCUCCUCCUCAGGGAGCCAGAGGCUGAAGAACAAGACUAAGAACCUGUGGAACCCAACGUACGGCUCCUGGGUUUUGGAGAAUUUCCGAGGGAAGAAAACACUGGCUCACACUCAGUCCAUGCCACUGUCAAGCUCCUCAUCCUCCACCACCAACACACAGACCUGCAACCCAACCUCAGAGAGCAACGAGGCUGGGGGCGACAAUGCCAAUAGCACCCACCUCGUUCCUCCCUCAACUCCAUCCCCUUCAUGCCAGGCUCCAGCUGCCCCAAGUACGUCCUCACAUAAGACCCCAGCAAGUGGGACCACAAAAGCUGGCAUGGACUUGGCUAAGCUGCAGAGCUUCCCCUGUGGCAAUGUCAACUAUGCCUACGAUGAGCAAAGCUACGAGGCAGAGAGCCUGCCCCUGGUUAUGCCCAAAGGCUCAGAAGCCAUCACAAAUACAAGCUCUGCCCCGAGUGUCUCCUCAGGGACAAGCCUGGGUUUGGCGUUAGGCCUCCAUUCCUCCUCAUCUUGUAUGCCCAAGCUGCUGCUGAAGCGCCACGCCAGCUAUGGACACGAGGACGUGAGGAGGCACACCAAAGCCGAGAAACCAACACGCGACCGAGACUCUGGCUUUUCUCUGUCUGAAGACCUCAGCGUUACCCCAAUCUAAGAAACGGCUUACUGUAACAGGGAUUUGGAUUUAUAUUGAAAAUUGAAAAUGUCACUGUCAAUGAGCCCCUUGUCUGACACACUCAGACAGACAGAUUCAAGCUCGGGAUUUGUGAAACAAAAAGCAUGACCACGAGGGCUCCACCACAGUCUGAGAGCCACCGCAUCAAAUCGUUAGAGCUCCUGGAAUGCUGGAAAAAAAAACACACUCGAACACUCACAUGCACACAAACACUCCUCUGCACUGUGAUACAGGGAGCCAGUGCUGGACUCUUUUCCUUGGCUUCUGGUAAACUGGUAGCUGAACACUGAAGCUGAAACACUGGACGACAUGCAGCCCUGCACUUUCCCAAUGUCAACACUGUUGGUGAUGGCUGCCAUAAAUAACUGCUGUAGUUGGACUCCAAUUUUUUUACCAGCUUUUUCUUUGUCUUUUAAGUGUAUUUUUUUCACAACAGCCUUGGCAGUAAUAUGUGUUGCAUUAUUGUAAACAACUGGUUGGACUUCGUAGUAUUCAGCGUGCAGUGCGACCCCAACAAGCCAAAAAUAUUGAGCCACUGGGAAGAGAAUCUUUGAGAAUGUGCUUUAUUAGAAGUUUUCAUGUCAGUGUGAAAUCAGAAGUAGCUUUUUGUAGACUAAUUAAAGUUUCUUUGGUAUGGUGGUAUGGAAUUAGUGAGUUUGUUUCAUUUAUAAUUUUAUGCAUAUAUCAGCAACUUGUAGUGCUUGUCACGUGAUUCCGAUUUGCUUUAACCCCAAAUAAUGUGAAAACACACGCUCCCAAACUACUGCAAUAAUGUGUUUCCUGAAAAUACAGUAUAUCUUGUGCCUGAAGGUUUAUUCUUGACUUUGGAAACAAGUUUGGCAAAAAGCUAUCAACACAACAUCCACUCAAAAUGGAUGUAAAUAGCCUCCUUUAUCUCUCCCUGCCUGAUGCCCGGUCGAACACUUUGACGCCUUCCUAGCUGAUGCCACUGUGAACAACAUUAGCUUUGUACUCAUUGAUAGCUGACGUAUGUUUCCAUUGUUCAUUCAGUCUCAUGGGUCGUGUUCAUGAGAAGAUCAAAACCACUGUUGUGUCUGUACUGUAAAUAUGAAGCUACAACCCACAGCCGCUUAGCUUAGCAUAAAAACCGGAAACAAGGGGAAACAGUUAGCCUGUCUGUCUAAAGGUAACAAAAUACCUACCAGCACUAAUUAACACUAUAUAUUAUAGUCUAUACAAAAACAAAAUUAAAAAUGACAAGUUUGGGGUUUCACUGGGGGUUAUGGGUGGGACUAUUUCAUGGCCAGGCACAGUGACUUAUAGGAGUCACUCUCUGUAAAACCUCAAAUUGCUGGUUUUCUAUUUUGAUUCUUGUACAGAUUAAAACAAACAAGACACUACAUGUUCAUUAGUGAGCUUUAGAGGUGAUGGUAGGCAAAUUUCCUUACCUCUGGGCAGAUUCAGGCUAGCUUUUCCCCCUUGUUUUCAGUCUUUGUGCUAAGCUAAGCUAACUGACUGCUGGCUGUGCCUUCAUAUUUGGUGUGCAGGCAUGAGAGUGGUAUAAAUCUUCUUAUCUAACUCGAAAAAAUCUCCAGGUGGAUGUUCUGUAAGUUUUUUUCCCCCAAACCACAUAACUCUUGAUUUGACUUUGCAUAUUUUGUAUUAUUAACCCCAUGUCCCCCAUGUUCCCUGGACUGCAAUCGUAUAGAUCUUGAUGAUGACCAUGCAGCUGUGAAAAUAUUUGCUAUUUUUGUACUCACUUCCUUACACUGGACUAACCCAUUGCAUUUGUAGCUGUUUUGCCAUUUAUUUCCCAUUUUUAUUCAUUUAUUGUUUGUGAUGAAUCUGUACUUGUAGUUGAUCACUGCCAUUAGAUACACUACACUGCAUCUGCUGAUGCAGCGCUGGUAGUACCUAUGUUUACUCAGCAGGGGGAGGUAUUCAGCUUUGAAAUACCAAACAUGCUGCUGCAGGUAUCUGUCGUACACAAUUAAUCAAAGAUUCAAUUGUGAAAAUCUUGGUAUUUACAUUUUCAGGUUAUUCUUAUUUAAUCGAUUUAAUAGUUGUACUCUUUGUUUUGAGCUUAAACAUUUUGAUAGUUUAUUUUUUAAUAUGUUGAAUGAAAGGUUACAUUAAUAUAAGGGUUCUAUUAGCUUACUGUAUUUUUUUAUGCUCAGGCUUGCUGAUGUUAGUGAGUGUUUAUCCAAGUUGCUCAACAGUCCAGUUGAAAAUAACAUCUAUAGAAAAGGUAACUUACUAAAAGGCUCAUAUAGUUUUCUAAAGAAUCCUUUUUAGCAAGAGAUUUGUGCCACUUACAAAUAUCGAUUACUUAUUAUUAGAAAAAAAACACCCUCAUCUUGCUCUUGCUCAUUGUAUAUUUUUUAUGGCCUGGUGCAUUUUAUUUUACAUCUACUGAAAAGUUUUUUUUCUGUAUUCUUUAUGUAGCUGAGGGUGUUGUUAUGCCUCAACCAAUAGUGCAAAGGCAUUCUAUGCAAUAUACUGUCUUUCAUCUAUCCUAACUGUGCCCCAAAUAAAUCAACAUAUAUUUAU